CCUCACUCUCUCUCGCAAAGUGCUACAAGCGCAGGCCUCAUUGCAGACGUGCGAUCUGAUAGCAUUUUGCCAUGAAACCUUUGAUUCUCAAUCACUGCAAACCCUAAUUCUCAAUUCAUAGUUUCCAUUGACUUUCUGUAGUAAAAUCUCUGAAACGGGAGGUCCUUGCGGGGAAUUCGGUCUUCAUUUGCUGAAGUAGAAGAUCCAGGCUGGUUGAAGUUGUUGCUCUUGUUACCAUUUGUCAAAUGGUGUUGAUAAGGCAAACAUACUGGCACAUUGUUGUUACAGAAAGUGGUGGUCCUCACAAUUCUUAGGAGUAUGCUGAUUAAUUCUUGAUGCAUAUUUUGACCUGAGCCAUGGGAGAUAUGGCUUCAGGGAAUCUUGAAAUGGCCAAUGAGCUUUGCUAUGGAAUCUCUUACUCAGAUAACACUCAUGAUGAGCUUAUACAGAGUAUUCUGGAAUUAAAAUUUCAAAAUGAGUAUUUGAAGGCUCACUUUACUGGCUCACAAGGUCAGCAUUUUGGAUAUGCUUGCAAUAUCAAAGAGGCCACUGAAAAUGGGGAACAUAUAACUUCCGAAGAUUUUGAGGCAUUGCACGAACAGAUACGCACCUUGACUAGACAAGUUGAGGAGCAUCGAGAAACACAAAAUGCUGCUGAAGAUGCUUUGAAACAUCUUCAACUGGCUUACUCUGAGGCUGAUGCGAAAGUUCAGGAGCUUUCAAGCAAACUCUUUGAAGCUCAGCAAAAAAUGGACCAAGAAAUAAAAGAGCGUGAUGAUAAGUACAGUGAACUGGAUUCGAAGUUUGGAAGACUCCAUAAGAGAGCAAAGCAGCGCAUACAAGAGCUUCAAAAGGAGAAAGAUGAUCUGGAAGCUCGUUUGCAUGAGGUGGAUAAGAAGGCUGAGCAAACAUCAUCUCAACAUUCUGUAGCUCAACAAGAACUGGAGCGUACCAAGCAACAAGCUAGUGAAGCUCUGAAAUCUUUGGAUGGGGAAAGGCAACAAUUACGAACGGCAAAUAAUAGACUUCGAGAAAGCGUUGAUGAUCUUCAUCGGUCAUUGGAAGCUAAGGAACAUGCCCUUGAAAACUUGCAGCAGUCACUUAUAGAGAAAGAGCAGAUGGUGCAAGAAAUUCAAGUUUUAUUGCAAUCUAGUGAGGAAAAGCAACAGAGUUCUAUUGCAGAGCUAAAUGCUAAACACCAGAAGCUUAUAGGAAGUCUAGAAGCCCAACUUGCCGAUGCAUCAUCUGAAAGGUACAAAGCAUCUGAAACAGUCUCAUCAUUGCAGGUGCUAAUUGCUGAAAAGGAAUCGAGGAUUGCAGAGCUAGAAGCAGCAUCCAGUGGUAAAGCAGCAAGACUAGGAGCUGCAGUGGAGGCAGCCAAAGGAGAGGUUAUGCAUCUCAAACGUGAACAUGAGAAAGAGAAAGAAAGCUGGGAAAAUGCUCUGCAGGCCCUCAAAACCAAGUUGGAGGCAUCUGAGGCUGCCUAUUUGAACUCUGAAAUUGAAGCAGCCAAGAUAAGAAGUCAGUUGGAACUAAAGUUGGCUGUUCAAAAUCAACUUGUAAGCUCAAGAGAGGCCGAACUUGCAGCUGCCAGAGAUGAGAUCAACCAUCUCGAAAAGGAAUUCAUAUCUUACAAGGCUCGUGCACAUGCCCUUCUUCAAAAGAAAGAUGCGGAGUUAUCUGCAGCUAAGGACACAAAUCUAAUGAAAGCCCAAGAGGCUGCCAUAAAGGAAGCUAAACGAGAGGUGGAACUUGCAACAUCAGAAAGGGAUAAGGCCCUUCAAGCUCUUCAGGAUGCUAUGAUUAACCAUGAGAAUGAACUUGCUGCUAGAAAUAUAGCUCUCAUCGAUGCUGAACAGAGAAUUAGAGACAUGGCCAGGAAGCUUGAUACUGCUAAAUCUCAGUAUCUAGUAGAAAAAGAGUCAUGGCAGACCAACCUUGACAGUGUGGAAGAAACUUGGCGAUUGAAAUACAAGGCAUUGGAAGAUCAAGUCAACAUGGAAGCUAGACAGGAUCUACAAGAGGAGCUUGAAGAACUAAAGAAACUAUAUAAGAAAUUGAAGGGAGAGCAUGACUCCUUUUGCGAUAUGGCCAAUAACAUGGUUGAGGCAAAGGACAAUGAGAUAUCCAGGCUGUUAAGCGAAAACAUCACUCUUCAGCAAACUUUGGAAGCAAGACCAUUGGUACAGUACAAGGACAACCAUAGAAACAUAGAUUCAUUGAAGCAGGACGUUCAAGUUUCUACUACAUCAACUGCAGAACAACAAAUUCUGAUUUUGGCUCGGCAACAAGCUCACAGAGAGGAGGAGCUUGCACAAUGUCAACGCCACAUCUUAGCACUUCAAGAAGAGAUUGAUGAGCUCGAACAUGAAAAUCGCCUCCACAAUCAGCAGGAAGCUAUGUUGAAGGCCGAGUUGCGGAACAUGGAACGAGCGCAGAAGCGUGAAGGGGUGGACAUGACGUAUCUCAAAAAUGUGGUCCUCAAACUUCUCGAAACUGGGGAGGUGGAGGCUCUUCUCCCUGUUGUAGCAACACUAUUACAGUUCAGCCCUGAGGAGGUCUUUCUCCGUGUGUGUGUGUGUGUGCGCACUCACGAGCAUGUGCAAAAGGACUCAUUACUUGCAUGUGGAGGCAUUGCCACAUGGACAAGCACCCAAACGGCACACAUGGAAAAUAUAUGAAUUGAACUAAUUCAAAUCCCGCAUCUGUGCACAUGUUAUUUCAUGAAUUUAAUGCAUGCAUUUAUCUUUUUGGCUAUUAGUUAUUUAUUUAUUUUUAAUAUUUUACUUUUACAUUUUAUGCAUAGGAAUGAAGGGCCUAGAAGAUUUUAAUCAAGUAGACAAUGUUUGAAAAAGUCGUAUUCCAUUCUCAGUGUCAUGUGCGAAAAUAUAUUUCCUCUGGUGGAAGUCAGAGAGAGAAGAAUGAUUAUAUAUAUUUAAGGAAAUGUAUAUCAUGAGAUCAUUUAGUUUUGAAAUAAGGAGAUCACAAUUAUUAUUGACCCUUAGAUGCAAAAUCAGGUGGCUGCGGAUGGGUCAUUAAUUGUGCAAAAAAAUGCAAAAGAAAAAUUCUUGACUAUCCACAUUUUAAUACGUAGGAUUUUUCAUUCAGUGGAUAAGAGUGAUUGUGACUUCUUGUACUAAAAGUGAAUGGUCUUGUAGUGUAAAAUCCUAUAUUUUUAAUGUUAUAAACACUAACAUAGGUGUUUUCCCACUCCUAUGUCUUAUAAUGUUUUGCAAAGCAUAGCUAUAAGCAGCUGCUAGGACGGUGUGGUGAGGUAUUGGGGUUUGCCUGUAACUGUUUUUUGUGGGGUCUAUGCGUGCGUGAGAGAGAGAGAGAGAGAGAGAGAGAGAGAGCAUUCUUGAUUGGUCAGCACAUGGCUUUCGACAUUCUGUAUUAAUAUUGCUUGUUUAUCACAUCUUUCAGAUUAGAAAGUGU
Amborella trichopoda is the source of this 3435-nucleotide messenger RNA. Lineage: Eukaryota; Viridiplantae; Streptophyta; Magnoliopsida; Amborellales; Amborellaceae. The record is from RefSeq and is a predicted model, not a curated record.